Molecule: messenger RNA, 1041 nt
Organism: Diachasma alloeum
Lineage: Eukaryota; Metazoa; Arthropoda; Insecta; Hymenoptera; Braconidae
Product: odorant receptor 4-like
Exons: 6
Coding region: 1-1041 (346 amino acids)
Biological process (GO): detection of chemical stimulus involved in sensory perception of smell; sensory perception of smell
Cellular component (GO): plasma membrane
Molecular function (GO): olfactory receptor activity; odorant binding
Source: RefSeq, a predicted model, not a curated record
AUGACGUAUGCUAACCUCGUUGUUAAUAUCAAUGAUAUCGAGUAUGUUUUAGCUAAUUUGAUGGACAGCGUAGGUCUUCUCACCACCGGAUUCUGUUUCACUCUUGUGAGCUUUCAUAACGCCUCUAUUAUCAAAGUUAUUGAAGUUAUUAAAAAUAAUUGUGAUCCGGGACACUACAAAAUUCUCAAGGAGAGACAAGUAUUUGAGGAAUAUAAUCACAUCAUUGACAUAUUGUUCAGAAUAGCUAGCUAUUACUUGAUACCUUAUGUGUGCAUAGUCUGCAUCAUUCCAAUUUUAUCACGUUCGUCAGAUCGUACAUCCGUCGAUUCAAGUAACGAUUCCAGUGUCGAAAACAAUUAUCCACUACCGUUAGACCUCUAUCAGCUCCACGAUAUCAAUAACGAAGUGAUAUAUUUUCUGACAUACAUGUUCAUAGUGAUAAUAUUGACAUUCAACGUUCUCAUCCGCUUGAAUAUCGAUUUUCUCUUUGUACUUACCGUAUUUCAUCUGUGUGGACAAAUUUCGGUUUUAUCAAUUCGGAUUGAGAAUUUAACAACCAGUCAUCCUAAGAUCUUUCAAGAAGAACUUAUAGCGGUGAUAAAUUAUCAUCACACUAUCAUAUGGUUGAGCAAAAGGAUGAAAAGAAUAUUUAGUUUUUAUUUGGCCUCAUUUCUACUGACUUCAACAUUCCUCCUGUGCUUGACAAAUUACCAAGGGUUAGCUAACAUGAAGCAAGGUAAUUCCUUUAAAGCCAUCAGAUGUUUUCUAUGCACAUUUAUUAUUUCGGGAAUGGUCUUUGUUAACUGUUUACUUGGAAACUUUCUUGUUGCUGAGAGUGGCAACUUGGAGAGGGCAUUCUACGAAUGUUUAUGGUACAAAACAUCUCCCGCUUUUCAGAAGAUGAUUUUGGUGUGUCUGAUGCAAUCCCAAUCUCCGUUGUAUCUGAGUGCUGGCGGAUUUACUGUCGUCAGCCUUGCUACAUUGACAGCAGUCAUGAAAACUACUGCAGGAUAUCUGUCAUUGCUACGCGCCGUUAUGUAG